CAGUCACUCUGCCGGGGCCGACGCUAUGUUGAAGAUGACGGAGAGAAACCAUACCUUGUUCCAGGCUGUCGUGUUUUGGGAACCCUUCAGUUAUCAGUUCACGACAAAGACCAACUACUCCCUCCCAGCUCUCAUCACGGGGACGCAGCUGUCCACGAAGAGGUCGAUCAUCGUCCCAUGCAUCAUCGCUGGUUUCGGCUACAACCACUUCUACGACAUGUGGGGGGAACCUCCUAAAGUGCUCGUGGACGCCAAGAACUUUGGUCACUGCGACCUCAUGGAUUAUGCCUUUCGUGAUUUCUGUAUCGAUACCAAGACAUGUCUGGGAGGUAACGCCUCCAUGAUCCCAGCUUACCACCAGUACACCCAGGGAAUAACAUCUGCCUUCCUCAUCGCUUAUCUCCAGGGCUUCUCCCAAACCAUCAACUACGUCAUCGACCAGACAAAGAUACCACUACCUCUUGAUGAGUUUAAAUAUAACAUGUCAGUGCCAUCCUAUCAACACUGGCAUCUACCAUAGGACAGACUGCUUUUUAUCCCCUUUGUCUUUCCAUAACAUGCAUUUUAAGUGAAAAAACAUGACAAGAUAACAAAAUAAGACAUUGUCUAUUGAUGUAUAUAUGAAUGUGUAUACUGUGUUCAUAAAGAAAGUUUUUUGUAAAUAUAUACAUACACUAUUGAUCUGCAUAAGUGUUUUAGCGUAUAUUUUCCACUUGGGGUCAAUUAUUGUAUCCUGCCAGAGGGUAACAUUUAUUAAAAAUGGUUCAUGAAUAUGUUACUGAUACAGUUGGAAUAAUUGUGAAAGCACUCAAACACCUACUGCUAUUGUAUAUGGCAAGUGUGGAAGAUAUCCUCUCUUUAUAAACGCAUUGUGUAAAACUUUAAAAUGUAGGCUAAAGGUUAUUCAU
Molecule: messenger RNA, 908 nt
Organism: Haliotis rubra (blacklip abalone)
Lineage: Eukaryota; Metazoa; Mollusca; Gastropoda; Lepetellida; Haliotidae
Exons: 4
Coding region: 26-520 (164 amino acids)
Source: RefSeq, a predicted model, not a curated record